AUGUCUUCGAGCUCAUCGACCUCAAGGAAUCAGCUACAAGUCACUCAUAUUCAGUCGCGAGAAGGGACUAGGUUGAAGAAAUGUAGCUUCUUUGAAUGGAAAGAUGAAGAACAGGCAGAAGGGUACUACAAAAACCUGCUAUAUUUUCUGAAGCAGAAACUGGAUGCUAAAGAGGAUCUGUCUGAGAUGAACAAUUUGAGGAGAAGGAUUGCUGAAGUGGAGUUUUUGCUGUCACAGGAGCAAUAUACGGUGGCAAAGAGUGAGAAAGAAGUUUAUGAUGCAAGGAAGGCAAUAGGCAGGUACAUGAUGAUAGUUGCCUUGUUGUUUGCUUGCUUGGUCAUUUGUGUUUUGAAGUUAGAGGGUGAUUGUACUUAG
Molecule: messenger RNA, 375 nt
Organism: Lactuca virosa
Lineage: Eukaryota; Viridiplantae; Streptophyta; Magnoliopsida; Asterales; Asteraceae
Source: the annotation of a GenBank genome assembly